Messenger RNA from Cicer arietinum (chickpea), 2138 nucleotides. Its product is annotated as putative glycerol-3-phosphate transporter 5. Gene Ontology annotation, cellular component: endoplasmic reticulum membrane. The record is from RefSeq and is a predicted model, not a curated record. Gene Ontology annotation, molecular function: transmembrane transporter activity. Lineage: Eukaryota; Viridiplantae; Streptophyta; Magnoliopsida; Fabales; Fabaceae. Gene Ontology annotation, biological process: transmembrane transport.
GCUUUCACCUGUUUCCCGGCAUCAUCCUCCAAUUGCAAUUCACAAUUCUGUUAACACAUGUCGCUGCUUUUUCACGUCACUCCUUCAAACCAAAACCCCCCUUCUUUCUCUUCUCACCACUGCAAAUUAGUUUUUUCUUCUUUUUUUCCCACAAAUAAAUAAACGACAAAUUUUAGAUUUGAUGCGAAGAACCUUCUAAGUCCUUUUAUUCUUUCCAAUCUCCAAUUUUGGAUCCAUCUUCACAUUCUUCGGAUCAUAGAUUCCAAUACCAUAUAUAAGAAACAUUGAAAGGAAAAAAAAGUAGAAAGAUUUAUCUGUGGGCAAUUGUGCUAGAUUAGAUUAGGUUUUAUGUGCAGACUUGUGUGAACCCUGAUGAUUAAGAAUGCAAUCCAAUUCCAAGAGUUUGAGCUUAGCUCCAGCUCUGAAUCUGUUUCCAGGGUUGAAACCCCCUCACAAAACCCUACUUUUCCACCAAAUAUGUGUUCUUGUUAUCACAUUUCUUGCAUAUGCUUCUUUUCAUGCCUCUAGGAAGCCUCCUAGUAUUGUCAAGAGUGUUUUGGGACCCACACUUCCAACCAAUUUAACUCAACUUCAGCUGAAUUCCACUGUUGAUUUAGGUUGGCCCCCUUUUAAUGGAACUCAGGGAACUCACCGGCUUGGCGAGGUUGAUCUCGCAUUCCUCACUUCCUAUUCCAUUGGCAUGUAUUUGGCUGGUCAUGUUGGUGAUAGGAUUGAUUUGAGGUUGUUCCUUGUGUUUGGGAUGAUGGGUAGUGGACUUUUUACUAUACUUUUUGGGUUAGGAUAUUGGUUGGAUGUUCAUGUUUUGGGGUAUUUCGUCUGUGUUCAGAUUGUUUGCGGAGUGUUUCAGUCAAUUGGGUGGCCUUGUGUGGUUGCAGUUGUGGGGAAUUGGCUUGGGGAAUCAAAGAGGGGAUUGAUAAUGGGGAUAUGGAAUUCUCAUACCUCGGUUGGGAAUAUCAUUGGUUCGGUUAUUGCUUCCGGAGUUUUGGAAUUUGGAUGGGGUUGGUCAUUUGUGGUCCCUGGACUUGUGAUCAUUUUGGUUGGUGUUUUGGUGUUUUUGUUUCUUGUUGUGAAUCCGGAGGAUAUGGGGUUUAUGCAUCCUGGAAUGGACGUUGAAAUGAGUGUUGAAACAGACAGUGCAGAGGAUCUGGGGAAAGUGGAAUCAAAGGAGGAGGAGGAGGAAACAAAGCUUAUUGAUCCUCCUGACAAUUCAAUUUCGGAUUCUUCUUCAUCUGCUAUUGGAUUUUUAGAGGCAUGGAAGAUACCUGGAGUCGCUCCAUUUGCUUUUUGUCUCUUUUUCUCAAAGCUUGUUGCUUACACUUUCCUGUAUUGGUUACCCUUCUACAUAAGGCACACAGCGGUUGCUGGUGUGAUUCUAUCUCACAAAACUGCUGGGUUACUUUCAACAAUAUUUGACAUAGGAGGAGUCCUUGGUGGAAUCACAGCUGGUUUUAUUUCGGAUAUGAUUGAAGCUCGUGCCGUUACUUCAAUUCUGUUCUUAUUUCUAUCAAUUCCAGCUCUUCUUUUGUAUCGUGUUUUUGGGAGCAUCUCUAUGUUUACCAACAUCACUUUGAUGUUUCUUUCUGGAUUUUUGGUGAAUGGUCCAUACUCGCUAAUCACAACUGCUGUGUCUGCCGAUCUCGGUUCGCAAAGCCUUAAUGGUGGGAAUUCUAGGGCAUUGGCUACUGUUACUGCAAUCAUUGAUGGUACUGGUUCUGUUGGAGCUGCUCUUGGACCACUUUUAGCAGGUUAUAUUUCAACUAGGGGAUGGAACAGUGUAUUCUUUAUGCUUGUUUUGUCAAUUUUCUUUGCUGGUUUAUUCUUGAUUCGACUUGCAAGAACCGAGAUAAGAGAUAAGUUUUCAGGAAAGUGAUUUUAAAUGUUUCAGAAACAAUUUUGAUUAUAGUCUAGGUCCUUCAUUGAUGUUACACGCACAUAUUUUGCACAGUAAAUAGCUAUUGAUGAAGAAAUUUUAAGAAUGCUUCAUUAAUGUUUGUAACUUUGUAUGUUUGUCAUUCUUCAUUCACUGAUUGUAAAAGCAAGAGUAUACAAAUGCGAAAAGGUAAUGGUGAGAUAAUUCAAUGCCAUGCUGUUCAUGCAGUCUUUUUGUUGCUGUCUUU